AUUAUGAUUUUCGGUCUCUUUUUUCAGCUGUCAGACAACACAAUGUAUAUUUCCUUACUUAUACCGCGAGGCUACGUACCUACGUAGUAACAUUGCUUUACGUUCGUGGUUUUCGAGAAGAAAAAAGCUCAAAUCUGUUCAUUAUUAUAAAAUCAAACGAGAAAAUGUUUGGUGGCAGUGUGCCCGCAGUGAUUCAAUCCAGGUGAAACACGCGCCGUGUAAGGAGAGUGUAAAACGUGGUGUGACGAGCACGAGCUUGCGGUUGCCGUAGUUUGUUAUCAAACAGCACUGGUCGAGGCCGCGACCGCGAGACCAUGGCGGAGGCGGCGCCUGGCAAUAUUGUGAAGGAAGGCUGGCUGCAGAAGCGGGGCGAACACAUCCGCAACUGGCGUGACCGUUACUUCAUCCUGUUUGACAAUGGUGAUCUGGUAGGAUUCAAGACGCAGCCGGAACGGAACAACUACCGCGAUCCCCUGAACAAGUUCACAGUACGGGACUGCCAGAUUAUGGCUGUAGACAAGCCGCGCCCCUACACCUUCACCAUCCGCGGCUUGCAGUGGACUACCGUCAUCGAGCGCAACUUCUCAGUGGACACUGAGAAAGAACGUGAGGAGUGGGUGGCGGCCAUCCGCUACGUGUCGUCGGCGCUGUCGGCGGGCGGGCCCAGCGCGGCGGCCGCGGGGCUGCCGGAGAGCGACGACCGCGACAUGGCGCAGCUCGGCACCAGCUUCCGCGACCCGCGCCGUAUUACCCUUGAGAAAUUCGAGUUCGUCAAGGUUCUAGGCAAGGGCACGUUCGGCAAGGUGGUGCUGAGUCGUGAGAAGGGCACGGGCAAACUGUACGCUAUGAAGAUUCUCAAGAAGAACCUCAUUAUCCAGAAGGACGAGGUGGCGCAUACCAUCACCGAGAACCGCGUGCUCAAGAAGACCAACCACCCUUUCCUCACGGCCUUGCGCUACUCGUUCCAGACGGCCGACCGCGUCUGCUUCGUCAUGGAGUACGCCAACGGCGGCGAGCUCUUCUUCCAUCUCUCGCGCGAGCGAUCCUUCUCCGAGGAACGCACGCGCUUCUACGGCGCGGAGAUAGUCUCCGCGCUCGGGUACCUCCACGCCGAGGGAAUCAUCUACCGCGACCUCAAGCUGGAGAACUUGUUGCUGGACAAGGACGGACACAUCAAGAUCGCGGACUUCGGCCUCUGCAAGGUCAGUCGCCGCCCGUGGGGUACGGGCGUGGUGAUGUACGAGAUGGCGUGCGGGCGCCUUCCGUUCUACAACCGCGACCACGACGUGUUGUUCUCGCUGAUCCUGAGCGAGGAGGUUCGGUUCCCGCGCGCGCUGUCUGCGUCGUGCCGCGCCCUGCUGGCGGGCCUGCUGACGAAGGAGCCCGCCAAUAGACUGGGCGCGGGUCCGGACGACGCGCACGAGAUCAUGAACCACCCGUUCUUCGCGUCCGUGAACUGGGCCGACCUGGUGGCCAAGAAAAUCCCGCCGCCCUUCAAGCCGCAGGUGGAGUCUGAGACGGACACUCGCUACUUCGACUCGGAGUUCACGGGCGAGUCCGUGGAGCUGACGCCGCCCGAGAACGAUUCCAGUCUGGCGCGCAUACAAGAGGAACAGUUCCCGCAGUUCUCGUACCAGGAUAUCUGCUCCUCCGCGCACUCCGCACUCUCGCACCACUCCGCGCUCGCUGACAAGCGCCAGUAGCGCGGGCCCCGCGGCCCCCGCGGACCCGUUGGGCCCCACGGACCCGGUGGGCCCCGCGGCCCGGCGGGCCCCGCAGCCUCGAGGGUCCCUGUGCGGCCCCGCAGUGCUCCACGUCGUGCUCUUCACUUCAUAGAUACGGAUUCAAAUAAUCGUUUUUAUAUUUGCUUCUCUGAGAUAAAAAGAUUCCUAUAUAUGUGACCGUGCUGAGAUCUGCUAUAGUAAGGCUACUUUCAGGAUUUACAUCAAAACUCAUCGCUCACUGAUACCAUUGUUCACUCUCUUUGGUAUUAAGAUAUUGGAACUAUGUGUAAUUAUAAUAUAGAAUGUUACUGUUACAGUUAAUAUUAAAAUAAUUUUGGGAUUUUGAUGAUAACUGAGAUUGCAUCACAACCACGUAAUGGUUGACGGCAUCAUUGCAUGGAGUGCACCAUUCGAUAAUGUAUGUUUUAUCCAAGAGUCUAUUUUUGUCUAACUCUGCUGACUGUUUCUAAGACAAAUUCCAAUCGAAAUGCACAAACUUAAUAUUUUGUAACAAUUAAAUAUUUUGUAGUUAGCUUCACAAUUGCUGCAUAAAAAUGAGUUGUUUCUCACAGUAUAUGAAUAAUAUUGUCUGUCAAUUAAAUUACUUACCUGACGGAUGGAUUGUAGGUGCAAUAAUUAUCUUAGUUAAUGUAUUGAAAUGAUGCAGUGUCAGCUAACGUCACGCUCAGCCCUGAAGUUCAUUUAGCAACUUACUUCACUUAGUUCCGGAUGUGAUCUUCCUUGGUCUGUUUAUCUAGAUUUGCUAAAUCCAGCCAUUAUAAAAUAAUAAAUAUAGAAAUUGCUCCAAACCGAGUGCAGGAUGUGGUGUGGCCAUACAGCCGUAUGUCGCAGCUCGCAGUCCGCGGCGAGCCAGCACGAGUCGGACCAGUCCCUCUACACUGGACGGACGUAAUGUCAUUUGUCGCUGACUGCCUGUUCACUACAAACUUCGUAUUUGUUUAACAAUAUUUCAUAUUUGCAUUUGCUUCCUUGUAUUUUAUCAUAAUCACGACUCGAUCACUGUCUGUGGUCGUAGCAGUUCGGAGCUUGUUAUUUCAGGAGGUAUAAAUAAAACAUUAGAUUACAGUAUUAAUAUUGUAUUCUGUGAAAACAAUACAAAUAGCUGAAAAAUUCGAACUGUCGUUGGUUUCUUGACAAAUAAUUAGCUAGAGACAGACGCAAGAGCAAGAGAAGUCCGCGCAGUGAGCCGGCCGUGGCUCGAGGCAGACUCGCCGCACCGGGGGCACAUUGUAUUUCCUUUUGUAUAUAUUAUUAAAGUUAGGAUUAAAGCGA
Molecule: messenger RNA, 3017 nt
Organism: Spodoptera litura
Lineage: Eukaryota; Metazoa; Arthropoda; Insecta; Lepidoptera; Noctuidae
Source: RefSeq, a predicted model, not a curated record